CCGAGAAAAAAACGGACGCACAGUUGUGUCAAAUCGCUGCAGAGCAAAAAUCUAGCCAACAGUUAUGGAAUUCUUGGGUCACGACUCAGAUUCCGAGUACGCUUUCCGAUUGCAGAUGCAGGAGGCGCUUGCGGCUUCACUCUCUUCCCGAUCUCCUACUCCUCAGCGCCCACCGUCGCCUCCGGUCGUCGCUAGGUGUGGUUUCGCUGUCAUCGAGGAAGAUGGUCAGGAUGGUUUGACGCCUCCAGUUGAUUCGGAGGAUGAGCGUAUCAGAAACAGGGGUCACGUUUUCGGCGAAGGAAACUCCAAUGGUAAAGGGAAAACCCACGAGACAGUCACUGGUGUACGUACAAAUGACCGAAACCCUAACAUUAGAUUCGGAUUCCUCCCAAAUGAUUACGCGUAUCCCUUUCUUUCGCCGCAAUCAGUCGGUGAGGGUAGUUCGAAGGUUAAUGCCUUCGCCGGAAGUUUCAGUGGAAACGUGAUGUAUAGACUUUACUUUAAGGGUUUGCUUGGGGAAGAGACUGGGAAGGGGAAGAUGACUGACGUCGUGGCUGGCUUUGGGUUUGCUAUUUGUGACCAGUGGGAUAAUCUCUUGUUUGAUUUAAAGGGACCUCUGAUUGGCCGUGGCACGAAUCGUCAGGGAGCGGAGAUUAAGGCUUUGACACGAGGGCUAAUCGAAGCCUCCAAGUUGGGGAUCAAACAUGUCGCUGUUUUCUGCGAUUCUUUUCCGAUUUUCCAAUUCGUCAGGAGAAACUGGGUGCCUAAGCAAAAGAAGAUUUUCAUGCUAAUGAAUGAUUUGCAACGGAUCAGGCAACAAUUUUCAUCGUUUCAGCCUGUUCUGGUGGCUGGAAACGAGGUAAAAUUCGCUUAUAAGCUUGCUAGGGAAUCAAUAGUUUCUCAAGUCACCUCUUUUCAAGAUCCUCGCCAAGCAAACCUUACUCGGAAAGAGGAGUGUCUUAUCUGUUUCAACGAUAUCGAUGCUGAGCGCAUGCUUUCUGCUGGUAAAUGUCGUCAUCGCUUUUGCUUUCAAUGUGUGAAGCAACAUGUAGAGGUGAAGCUGCUUCACGGAAUGGUUCCAAAAUGUCCUCACGAUGGCUGCAAGUCUGACCUGGUUAUCGAUGCAUGUGGCAAGGUUUUGACUCCGAAGCUGAGUGAAAUGUGGAAGCAAAGGAUUAAGGAGAAUGCUAUACCUGUCACUGAGAGAGUUUACUGCCCUUAUCCGAGGUGUUCGGCUUUGAUGUCCAGAACCAAGAUCUCUGAAUCUGCCAAGAGUUUGCUGUCUGUGUACCCUACAUCUGGAGUUAGGAGAUGUGUUGAAUGUCGUGGCCUCUUUUGUGUAGACUGUAAAGUCCCGUGGCAUGGAAAGCUGUCAUGCACCGAGUACAAGAAAUUGCAUCCUCAUCCUCCAGCAGAUGAUGUGAAGCUAAAAUCUCUUGCAAAUAAUAAAAUGUGGCGCCAAUGUGGCAAGUGCCAACAGAUGAUUGAACUUACACAAGGAUGCAAUCACAUAACUUGCAGAUGUGGGCAUGAGUUUUGCUACAACUGUGGAGAAGGAUGGAACAAGAAAACGGGGACUUGUGCUAAAAGCUGCCCGAACUGGGACGAAGCAUACAUCAUGCGUCAAGGUAACGAAGACUUUGAUGAUGAUGAUGAUGAAGAAGAAGAUUAUGAAUCUGAUGAAGAAUUUGAUUUUGGCUAUGGUGAAUACCUCCGUCAUUUUGGGAAUCAAAUGAAUAAUGGUGGUGGUAAUCCUGAAGAGCCAUUCGAUCCCUUCUUCGACCUGCCAGAUGGUGUGCUCUUUACCCCAGAUAUGUUGUCUCCUAGGAGUCGUCAACGAUUUUACGAUGAUGAUUCUGAUGAUAUGGAAGGUCAAGCUGGGGAAACGGGUCGAUCUCAUUUGCCACACAAUAAUGCACCGUCUGGUAGUGCUGCGACAACGGUUAAUGAUGCAGAUGAUGAUUGCCCUUACUUUGGAAAGUAUGGAAAGUACGCCACAGUUUAUGACUCUGACGGCUACGAAAUCGAGGAUUUCACCAACCCUUUCCAUCCUGACUAUCCUCACUUUUGAGUUGUGUUUUUUGGAACUAAACAUUUAUGUCUUCUCGCAUUUUUUUUCUCUUUCCCAGGCCAAAACUCUUUGCUAUUAUGCUUUCCUGGCUAAUCUAUUUUGAGGAUCAUGUUCCUAUGACUUUGAGUUUGAAUGAUUCGGAAAAAUGGUAAUCUUGGUAUUUGUAGAAUAUUUGGUAUUAAAGUAAGGUCCUUG
Molecule: messenger RNA, 2266 nt
Organism: Eutrema salsugineum
Lineage: Eukaryota; Viridiplantae; Streptophyta; Magnoliopsida; Brassicales; Brassicaceae
Exons: 4
Coding region: 65-2071 (668 amino acids)
Biological process (GO): positive regulation of proteasomal ubiquitin-dependent protein catabolic process; ubiquitin-dependent protein catabolic process; protein polyubiquitination
Cellular component (GO): cytoplasm; ubiquitin ligase complex
Molecular function (GO): zinc ion binding; ubiquitin conjugating enzyme binding; nucleic acid binding
Source: RefSeq, a predicted model, not a curated record